AUGACUUUCUUCCUGCAUCAUACCGACUACGUAAGUCUAUCUAUCUAUCUAUCUAUCUAUCUAUCUAUCUAUCUAUCUAUCUAUCUAAUAUCCGCCAGUCUAUCUCUAACUAUCUAUUCAAUUAUGCCUCCAAUGCAAACAAAGAUUUCUUUGCGUCUUUCACGGAUCGCCUCGAGCUCAGCUGCUCGCUUAUCUAUGGAAAGCGCCGCUGCGCGGACUGAAUGGUUCGCUUCAGCGGUUUCAACCAUGUCCGCACGCCGCACCAGGCUUUCAGUUGAAGAACGUUCACUUCAGAAUUCACAGGAUGCAGUCCGCGUGGCUAGGUUGAGGGCUUCACUGUCCCCAGCACAGAAAACCCUUCAUCGUUUGCGGGAUGCCACCGCCAAAACUUGCUUCAGGGAUUUAGAAAGCCCCGAACAAACAACUUCACGUCGUCUUAGGAAUACUAGGGCUACAGCCGCCUCUAGAGCUUCGGAACAACCUCAAGAAACCGCUCAUCGUCGCUUUAGGAAUGCCCUAUCCACCGCGUCUGCCAGAGCCUUAGAAAGCAAUACACAGACCACUGUUCGUCACAUUAGAAAUGACCGCUCUACUGCGUCUGCCCGGGCUGCAGAAAAUUCCGAAGUACGCCGUCAACGGCUCGAAAACAUUAGCCAACAUCGAGCUUCUUUGAAUGGCGUAACUUCGCCGUCUGCGUCAUUUUGGUCAAAAGCCGCAUACAAUUAUGACUGCACUGUCAACUAUUCCGCUAGGAGAGAUGUACAAAUAGGGGCCAUGGAUAAAGUUUUCACUUUUUGCAACGCAAAAAAGUGGGCCGGUGAGCAACCUGGGCUUUGUUGCUCCCUUCUUUAG
Acanthosepion pharaonis is the source of this 852-nucleotide messenger RNA. The record is from the annotation of a GenBank genome assembly. Lineage: Eukaryota; Metazoa; Mollusca; Cephalopoda; Sepiida; Sepiidae.